Molecule: messenger RNA, 856 nt
Organism: Linderina pennispora
Lineage: Eukaryota; Fungi; Kickxellomycota; Kickxellomycetes; Kickxellales; Kickxellaceae
Exons: 3
Coding region: 1-486 (161 amino acids)
Cellular component (GO): membrane; cytoplasm
Source: RefSeq, a predicted model, not a curated record
AUGGCAACAAGGGCACAGCUGCUCAAGCUCGCGCUGUUCAGCGGAUCGGUCUCGGCAUCAGGCAACACCAUUGCACAACCCUCCGGUUCUUUGUCCUACGGUCUGGCCUUCGCCCCUGUCUCGUACCGGUGGCACGCGCUGCUCAACAAACGGUUCCCACUUGAAGGGGCAACCACAGCCAAGGCUAAGGCCACCAUGGUCAUGAAGCGCAUGGCCAUCGACCAGACCCUGUUUGCACCGCUCGCCACUGGCUCGUUCGUUGUCUGCAUGGGUCUGCUCGAGGGUCUGACGCCAACCGAGCUCGCCGAGCGAGUAAAGGUGCAGUACCCGAGGGUUUUGGUGGCUGGCUAUGUGCUCUGGCCAGCUGCGCAGCUUAUUAAUUUCAGCGUGAUCCCGCUUGCCUAUCGCGUGCCGUUUGGCAGCACCGUCAGCCUGUUCUGGAACACAUAUUUGGGAUGGAGCAACAACAAACUUGUGCCCCCGUGAACACAGGGCCUGCUGUAGUAUAGAAUCCCUCAAGAUAACCCCCUUACACGAUAUGCCUCAAUACACAUGAUACACACCAGUGGAAGGCACAUUCUCCAGUACCCACCAGCGAAUGCCAUGGGAGUAUGCACACCUCCCUUUCUUCUCACAAGAGCUGCCUGGGGCAAAAAUCUCCUGAUAACCAGCAUACGGGAAUGUGCACGGCUGGGUAUCGGUCAUGCCUAAAGGUCCACAAGCACUGCGGUCAGGGGACCGCGAUAUGCGCCUUGCAUCAAUCUCGCCUCUGUAGAACGGCUCGUUCAACGCUCUUUCUCAGUGCUAUUAAUGCAGCAUCGGCACACCCACCUGCCAAACGUGUUUGAGGUCGCAU